Papilio machaon (common yellow swallowtail) is the source of this 1197-nucleotide messenger RNA. RefSeq lists its product as uncharacterized. Gene Ontology annotation, molecular function: G protein-coupled receptor activity. The coding region runs from base 58 to 1116 and encodes 352 amino acids. Gene Ontology annotation, cellular component: membrane. The transcript has 2 exons. NCBI's taxonomy places the organism in Eukaryota, Metazoa, Arthropoda, Insecta, Lepidoptera, Papilionidae. Gene Ontology annotation, biological process: G protein-coupled receptor signaling pathway. The record is from RefSeq and is a predicted model, not a curated record.
GCAGCGAAAGUCAUUGAUCCCGCCACGCUCCCCGAGGGCCGACGCCGAGUCGACGCCAUGGCUGAGCUCGCGGAGGCGGAGGCAGAGUGGGGCGCGUCGCCGGUACAGCUGGUGCGGCCGCUCGUGCUCGCAGUGUGCGCCGCGCCCGUCGCCGGCGCCGCCGCUCUUGCGCAUUGCGCGCUCCUAGCCGCUCUGCUCAAGCGAUCAACAAAUGGUCUGUUUUACAUACUUAUACAAUUAGCCAUGGCCGAUUUAUUACUGCUGGGAACAACCAUCGCACCAGAGCUAUGGUCUUACAAUGCAGGAACGUGGCAAUUUGGUAGAAGUGCGUGUAUUGCCUACCGCGGGCUUAAUGUAUUCGCAACGACGGCAUCUUUAUAUUUAAUCACUACAAUAGCCCUCCAUUCUUUGGCAACAGCAAGUUUAGAAGAAAAAGAAGCUCGUAAAACCUCCGGCAAAAGAGAUGAUCUCGAUGAAGACGACGAAAUUAGAUCGUCGAGACACAGCCUGGUCACUAGUGAUACGUCAACGCCGCCUCGUACGAUGAACGUUGAUUACCGCCUUACUAAUACCAAAAUACGGAUUGCACCUCCUGUACUUUUCGUUUGGGUUUUAUCUGCAUCGCUGAGCGUGCCGGAUUUUGUUUUGGCAACUACUGUCCAUCUAGAUCAUAAUGUGGUGCUAUGUACGCUUGUGGACACGAGUCAUAGACUUAAUAUGCACUCAUUACUAGCCAUUUUCAACUUGUUCCUACCCAUUAUUAUAAUGAGCGCUGCCGCAAUUUUAAUAUUGAUUAAACUGAAGUCCAAGAAAGGUCACUCACAGUUCGAUGAAACGUUUCCUGCAUUAAAAUUAUCAUUGUGUUUAAUUUGUACUUAUGUUGUCCUUUGUGCACCACGUUCUAUCGUUACGGUCUACAGUUUGUACUCGACAUCGACAGUGGAGAAUGAAUACGCAGUGGAGCAACCCGGUUACGUACUAACGUUGGUGAACUUAGUAAGUGUCUGCUUAUACCUAGUGGCGAAUGCUGUACGACCUCUUCUUUGUAUAAUUCUUCUUCCGAAGUUAAGAAAAGUGUUCUUUUCCGGUUUGAGAAACUCUAAUGUUGAUAUUUAAUAGAAUAAGACUGUGAUACCACGAUAGUAUUUCUAAUGCAUUUGUCAAUUUUACAUGUAAGAAUAAAGUUUUAUUUUUUUA